GUUCUCUUCUGUGGGGUUUGACGCCAUGUCCGUUCUACAUCUUUCUGCACAGACACUGUUUCUUCGACAACCUCUCAGUCUCAGCUUCCCUCCACCGUCCUACUCUUCAAUGUCAUACCUCUCUCCCUCUCCCGCGAACUUCCUUUUUUGGUCGUCCAAUUCUUCAUCCUUCACCACUCUCCAUCCGGCAAAUUUGAGGUACGACAGUAGACUUCCAUUCGUUACAAGGGCUUCUUCAUCUGGUUUCAGCGAAAGCAUCGGGGAUAUCCUCGGCGAUGUUGGUAUAUUCACUGCGUCCGGUGAACCCGUCAUGUUUAAGGAUCUAUGGGAUCAGAAAGAGGGAAUGGCUGUGGUUGCAUUCUUGAGGCACUUUGGCUGCCCCUGCUGCUGGGAACUUGCUUCUGUGCUCAAAGAGUUCAAACCUCGAUUUGAUUCAGCUGGUGUAAAACUAAUUGCUGUUGGUGUUGGAACUCCAAACAAAGCUCGUUUACUAGCCGAACGGCUACCAUUUCCAAUGGAUUGCCUUUAUGCUGAUCCCGACCGGAAGGCAUAUGAUGUUUUGGGCUUAUAUUAUGGCUUUGGCCGCACAUUCUUCAACCCAGCCAGUGCUAAAGUGUUUUCAAGAUAUAAGUCACUGCAGAAAGCUGUGAAGAACUAUACAAUUGAAGCCACACCAGAUGAUAGAAGUAGUGUCUUGCAACAGGGAGGAAUGCUUAUCUUCAAAGGGAAGCAGUUGGUGUAUGCAAGGAAAGAUGAAGGAACAGGAGAUCAUGCCUCUUUGAAUGAAAUCCUCAACAUCUGCUGCAAAGCUCCGGUUGCAUGAAUCUUGGCUGUAAUCAGUGUUCCUUCUAUCUGUUCCAGGUUCAUAUUGCUUUAUAUUGACAACGGGUAUGUAAUACCAUCUGUAUGAUCAGUUUUUCAACUAAUUGUUACCUUGUUGACAUCAUACCUAAUUUAAUAAAAUAGUACAGUUUCUGACUUAUAUA
Telopea speciosissima is the source of this 986-nucleotide messenger RNA. RefSeq names its product thioredoxin-like protein AAED1, chloroplastic. The record is from RefSeq and is a predicted model, not a curated record. The transcript has 7 exons. Lineage: Eukaryota; Viridiplantae; Streptophyta; Magnoliopsida; Proteales; Proteaceae. Bases 26 to 823 code for a protein of 265 amino acids. Gene Ontology annotation, molecular function: antioxidant activity.